Molecule: messenger RNA, 642 nt
Organism: Limulus polyphemus (Atlantic horseshoe crab)
Lineage: Eukaryota; Metazoa; Arthropoda; Merostomata; Xiphosura; Limulidae
Product: chorion class B protein B.L1-like
Exons: 2
Coding region: 1-642 (213 amino acids)
Source: RefSeq, a predicted model, not a curated record
AUGGCGUAUAUUCAUUUUUGCAUGCUUUUUGUCGUUGCUAUUUUGUUCAUCGCGGCAGUUGUUGCCGAAGAUAAGAAAGAGGAGAUGAAGGAAGCUGAAUCUUACGUCGCUCCUGCCGUUUACGGACACGGUGCCUAUGGCCACGGAUAUGGUGGCUACGGACAUUUGGGAGCAGCCUACGGUGCCCACGGCUAUGGAGGUCUUGCUGCAAGCGCUCGCCAUGGAGCUUAUGGAUAUGGUGCUCAUGGACUCAACGCCAACGCUGCUCAUCGCAACCUGAACGCCUAUGGUGCCCAGGGCGGCUACGCCGGACAUUACAGAGAUAUCGGUGCUUACGCCCGCAACAAGGGAGCCGGAUACGAGAAGGCUUACUCUUAUGAUAAGCAGGCUCGUUACCACAACCGUGGUGGUGCCGCUGCUGGUUAUGGCUCUCGUUAUGGUCUCCAUGACAACUAUGGCCACUCCAACCUUGGUGCCUACGGCCGUUAUGGACAUGGUGCCUAUGGUGCUAAUGACCUGUCUGCUGCCCAUGGCUACGGUGCCUAUGGUCGUCUAGGAGCUGGAUAUGGUUCUCAUGGCUACGGGUAUGGCAACUAUGGUCACGGAUAUGCCCCCGCCUACUACGGUUAUGGUUACCACUAA